Molecule: messenger RNA, 2524 nt
Organism: Haliotis rufescens (red abalone)
Lineage: Eukaryota; Metazoa; Mollusca; Gastropoda; Lepetellida; Haliotidae
Exons: 7
Coding region: 553-1884 (443 amino acids)
Source: RefSeq, a predicted model, not a curated record
GUAACAUUCUCGAAAUCCAUCAGGAAGUUGACUAAAAGUCAAUAACGUUGAGGUUUUGUUGGGUGAAGCCGGGAAAUUAGAUGAUUGUAUAUAUAUAGUAACCUUGGAAUGUGUAUUUUCUUUCAUACAGUUAUAUAUUACAACAUGCAUUAUUGCUAGACGCGUACACAGAAUAUGUCCGCUGAAUAUUCUAGUGUAUAUUUGUUCAGUGCAGUGUGCAUACUACCUGACAAGCGGUUGUGUUUCAUAGUUAGAUAAUACUUCAAUACAACAUUCUUCCUUGUCUGGCAAAGCGCCGAGUGAACAGUGUGUGACCUAAAUGUGUACAUGCUGUUUCAUAUUUUCUGAAACAUAAAGGUCAACCAUCACCCAGUGUACACUGUAUCACUGACUAGGAUAAACAGGGAGUUGUUCAGCAAGUAUUUGUGGACUGAGAAAUAGCUGCAAUAGGAAGGGAUGUUCAAGGAGUACGCCAUUCUUCUAUAACAUCCAACAAUCUAGGAUUAUAAGUAAAACCAAGAUAUAAAUUGAAAUUUCGUUGGAGCCGAGUCAAUGGGUUCUCAGCUACUCCUUACCUUGUUCUUGGUGUGUGUUAUAACAGGACAAACCAGAGGUUCUCUACAUCUGACCCCAUUUCCUACCAGGACAACAGAAGGGAACACCUACACCCUGAUGUGUAGCAGCAGUGCAGGUAGUCGGGCCAUACAAUGGUCGAGAAACAGUGCUCUAACCGUACGUACACGUUAUGUGUCUGCUACUCAGUGUGCAGAAGAUGUAAUCAGUACCGCCGUUUUCGACACAUUCCUGUCAGGACGUAUCAAUACCAGUUGCAAAUUUAACCAACACAAUGUAACACUCAGGAUUAGCGCUCAAAAUGACAAUGGAUCUGUGUGGUGGUGUCAGGAUCCUGUGAAGGGCGACAGGAGCAACAACUUAACUAUAGAUGUAGUAAACGCAGAAGAAAGUACUGCAGCGUCGCCCGUCACAUUAAUGACAUCUCCGACAGCGUCAAGUGAAAGUAGAACUUCUGUCAGUGAAGGUUCGAACUCCCUACAACUAACAAGCUCUCAAGCAACAGCAUCGUCAGGCCAUCCGUACACCUUGAUGUGUAGCAGUAGUGGCAGUGCUGGCAGGGACAUACAGUGGCACUGGAGGAGUGAUUUAAUCUUUCGUACACGUUAUGUAUCAGACACAGACUGUCAAGUAGAUGUAUCCAAUAAUGACCUGUACAGACGUCUGUCAGGACGUGUCACUGUAACCUGUAGUCUCAACCAGUACAAUGUGACUCUCAGGAUCCUCACUUCCAUGGAUAAUGGAUCUGUGUGGUGGUGUGUGGAUGGUCAGAGAAGUCAGGAGAGCAACAGAUGGACAAUACACGUAGUAAACCUUACGACAGUGUCAUCAACAACUACGAUCUCAGCAACUUCAGCUACUACAGCUACUACAACAAACUUUGAUAUCUCCACAAGCACGUCUCUUCAAGGAGUGGUAUGUCCACUUUGCAAAGAUGCACCAAACGUCGUCUAUAUUGCGGUAGGAGCAGCGGUGGGUGGCAUUGUUGUUGGCUGCGCCAUCACCAUCAUCGUCGUCAUCAUGUGGAUGAUAAGGAGGAAAACCAGUACAGAAGACGAUGCGAGCGCACCGAAUAUCUACACUACUCCGUCCCACUACGAGGACAUGGACCACCAGUAUGGUAAAGUGGAGAUGCAGUACGUCAACACUGUGGAAGGUAUUGGGAGUGGUUCCCCAGAUUGCGUGAACACAGAGGACCAAGCAGGUAACGCAGCCUACUACAACACAACUGGCCAACAUCAGCAUAUUGAUGAAGAUGCAGAUACAGGAAAUACAACUUACUACAACACUGCACGUGAUGAUGACAACUAGAUUCACCUGUCGAGAACAAAAGAACGAAGCAUUUGGUAACACCACCGACAGCUGGCAUUCCAGCUCUUCUUUAUGUCCGCGUAGAGGACAUCCUUUUCUAUAACAAAGCGUGUUUGUAAAAAAAGCUUUCCUGUGAAAAGUAACUCGAUGAAACAGAUAUUUAGAAUGUAAUUGAUUGUCAUAACAACAGAAUAGCAUACAUCUGUUUGAUACUGUAUCAUUGGUUAAACACUUGAAGCAACAGUCCAUCUACCUUUUACCAUUAGCGCUUUCUUGAAGCAGUGCGUGUGUUUUGGGCUUAUGGUUCUUCAAUUGGUUGUGUUCUUCUUUUUUUGUAUUUUAGCUAUUUUAUAUCUAAUAUAGUAAAGCAUAUUUGUAAGCCGGCUCAGGAAAAAAGUAUAUAGAAUGUUUCUGAGACGUUUUUCAGGUAUUUCAAAGUGAUGUGAAGAUAAGAGACUGUAUUUCAGUAUAGGUAACUACAGUAUACAAUAUCUUCCAAACAAGGACAAAAUGUAUUGCAUUUUACAAUUUGAUUGAAUGAGGUUAUGAUGCAAAUGUUAUCGUAUGUCCCUUUGGCUGAUAUGGUGAGCUCGGGUUGGCUAUGAUGUGUAAUAAAUAAAUAAAUAAAUAGUGUUCUCCA